Molecule: messenger RNA, 1150 nt
Organism: Chondrus crispus (carragheen)
Lineage: Eukaryota; Rhodophyta; Florideophyceae; Gigartinales; Gigartinaceae
Product: similar to glucose-6-phosphate/phosphate translocator
Exons: 2
Coding region: 1-999 (332 amino acids)
Cellular component (GO): Golgi apparatus
Molecular function (GO): antiporter activity; nucleotide-sugar transmembrane transporter activity
Source: RefSeq, a predicted model, not a curated record
AUGGCCGUCAAGGCCGUCGCUAACUCAGAUCAGACCGUCGCCUCAGAUCGCACCGAGAGCUCCACUACCCGCGGCGAACCGUCCACCCGCGAAGUCGCCACCGUUAUCGCCUUCAAUUUCUUCUCCUCGACUGGUAUCGUCUCUGCCAAUAAGCUCGUCUACGAAGCCGGCUUCCACUUUGGCGCCACCCUCACCUUUAUCCACUUUAUCUGCACCACCAUUGGUCUACUCCUCCUUGCUCGGUUCGGCGUCUUCACCCCAAAACGACUCGAUGUGCGAAAGGCUCUUAAGCUCGCCAUCGCUGGCAUGGGCUUUGUCGUCUUCUCCAACCUCAGUUUGCAGCGCAAUUCCGUCGGCUUUUACCAAGUCAUGAAGCAUAUGACCGUCGUCGGCGUCAUAAUUAUUGAGGCUAUCGUCUUCCGCAGGUUUUUGCCCUGGCGUUUUCUUGGCGCUUUGGCUACCAUGUGCUGCGGUGUCAUUAUUACGGGCAUGACUGAUUUCAAACUUAACACGCUGGGUACAAUGUUUGCGCUCGCUAACAUUCUCUGUACGUCGUUUUAUCAAAUCUGGUGCGGCUCCUUGCAAAAGUCGCUUGAAGCAAAUCCACUCCAGCUCCAGCUUUACAUUGCUCCGUUAUCUGCUCUAUCCAUUAUCCCCAUCGUCCCCAUGUUUGACGACUAUCGGUCCUCAUCCCCCGAAUCGAUUUUCAACUUUGUACCCACGGUCAACAACGUCUCGGCUAUCUUGUUUACGGGUGCGCUCGCCCUUUGCGUCAAUGUCUCUAUUUUCCUUGUUAUCGGGAAGACAUCAGCCGUUACUUAUAACGUCGUCGGCAACGGUAAGACGGCGUUUUUGUUCGUCGUUGACUUUUUGGUUUUCGGUCGACCAUUCGAGCCCACGAAUGUUUUCGGAAUGACCCUCACGCUUUGCGGUGUCAUUUGGUACACACAGCUGAAGCUCAAAGCCCGCGCGGAAGCAGAGAGGUCAGGCAGUUCAUAGGCGUUUACAUGCAAAGUAGGGGGUUCUUCCUAAACAAGGGUUGCUUGGUUUUGGGUUGUAACAGUUGUUCAUUGCAAUGAGGAGGUCGUGGCAGGGGUUCAGAGCUCUGCACAUUUUUCUGUAUAAACGAAAUAUGAUUAAUGCGCGGCCA